GAAGAAGAAUGUAUAAAGUAAACAAACACGGUUUUCACUAGACGGAGUACAGUUUAUGUCACAAUUGACUAUAAUUUACUUUUCGCAGCAGGUUAUGAUAAUUAACGUAGCAGGUUAUGAUAAUUAGGUUAUAGUUAUGAAAAGGAUUAGGAUUAGCUAGUACAACUACUUUAGAAAGUAAAACUACUUUAUUAAACGUAAUUUAACACAAUGUAUCCCAUCUACCAAUGACCCAGAAGCACUGCGCGCUAGACUGCAGCUAAUUCUAUUCGCGUUAUCUAAAGCGGAUCCAAAUUAGUGUCUUUAUUGUUAGUUUACAUGUAUCCUUGAAAUACACAACGAAAGAACAAAGUUAACAGCUUGUUUGACUUUUGCACGGACGGACAUCUAGCUGGUGGUCAAAGGUAACGUGCACAUAAUUAACAAUGACAUGGCAAGUUCUAGGAAAGUGAUUGAACUGUUUUAUGACGUGGUCUCUCCCUACUCAUGGCUUGGCUUUGAGGUCAUGUGCCGUUAUAGAAAUGUUUGGAACAUUGACCUUAAACUACGUCCGGCACUCUUGGGUGGCAUCAUGCAAGGAUCAGGUAAUAAGCCCCCAGGUCUGGUCCCAAACAAGUUCCUGUAUAUGACCACAGACCUGCACCGUCUAGCCCAGUACUUCCAGGUCCCCAUCAGUCCCCCUGCUGACCCCUUUGAGGCCAUGUUUGAAAAAGGCUCGCUGUCUGCCAUGCGCUUUGUGGCGGCGGUACAGGAGAGGGAGGUGGGAGGAGAUAAGCAGGUAGAGCAGGUGUCACGGGAGCUGUGGAUGAGGAUCUGGAGCCAAGACAAAGACAUUACCCAGCCUGCAUCACUCUCUGAGGCAGCCAUGAAGGCGGGGCUCUCAGCCUGUGAGGUGGAAGAGCUGCUGAAACUGUCCACCUCUAAGGAAAUCAAAGACAAGCUGAAGAGAUCCACCCAGGAAGCACUGGACCAUAGGGCCUUUGGUUUUCCUCUGGCUGUGUGUCAUGUGAAUGGAAAGGCGGAGGUGUUCUUUGGCUCUGACCGGUUUGAGCUCAUUGCCCACUGCAUAGGAGAGAAGUGGAUGGGACCCCAGCCUGCUGCUGCCAAACUGUGACUUGAAACAUGAAACUGGGGCUGUCAUGUAUGGAAUUCAUUAAGAUUAAUAAAUACUAUAAAUAUGA
This is a messenger RNA of Oncorhynchus kisutch (coho salmon), 1181 nucleotides long. Its product is annotated as glutathione S-transferase kappa 1. Gene Ontology annotation, cellular component: peroxisome; mitochondrion. Bases 431 to 1114 code for a protein of 227 amino acids. Gene Ontology annotation, biological process: glutathione metabolic process. The transcript has 9 exons. Gene Ontology annotation, molecular function: glutathione peroxidase activity; glutathione transferase activity. The record is from RefSeq and is a predicted model, not a curated record. Lineage: Eukaryota; Metazoa; Chordata; Actinopteri; Salmoniformes; Salmonidae.